Molecule: messenger RNA, 1863 nt
Organism: Panicum virgatum (switchgrass)
Lineage: Eukaryota; Viridiplantae; Streptophyta; Magnoliopsida; Poales; Poaceae
Exons: 7
Coding region: 124-1563 (479 amino acids)
Source: RefSeq, a predicted model, not a curated record
UGUAAAUCCUGCAGCGAUUCGUGUUCCCGUCCCUUCCCGGCUUCCCUUCCCCAGUCCCCAAAGGCCCAAACCCUAGCACCACGAUUCACGAUUGACCUUCUUCCUCCGCGCUCCCAGCCGGCGAUGCCGCAACCUCAUCCCCGCAUCCAGGGUGGCACUGAGCCCUAUGGGCAGAUCAGGAUUCCUCGCAUCCAGGGUGGCGCUGAGCCCUAUGGGCAGAUCAGGAUUCCCGACGGCUUACUGUUCAAUGUCUUCCGCGCCCCGGACGGGAGAUUCUACACCGACCAUCCUCGCGUGAAGGGGCCGUUUCGCAACUACUUGCGCCUCAGAAAUGCAAUCUGUCACUUUUUUGGCUGCCGAAACCUGCAGCUGAGGGUGACGCAAGGCGGACCCACCAUCCGUCCCCGGGGAACCCGUCGAGCCUCGGCACCGGUGGUAACAGAGGACUCGCCAUCUCUGCCCCUACCGCCGCCGCCGCCGCCGCCUCCUCCGUCUGACCUUGUGGCUGCUGUUGCUGAGUCUGCAUCCGCACUAACUCUGCAAGAUGCAGAUGUUUCAUCCUCGGAGGAGUUGCUCUCAUCAUCAGAAGAAUCAAUCACUUCCAGUCCUCGGACAGUGCCGCAUAGCACCAUUAAUAGUUCGUCAAGCUUUUCCCCCUUCAGACUUGAGAAGCUUAUGGCAGGUGCUGCCGAGUCUGCAUCUGCACAAACCCUUAAAGAAGCAGAUGUUUCAUCCUCUGAGGAGUUGCUUGACGCUACAUCAUCUGCAGAAUUGAGCACUGCCAGUCCAAGUAGUGUGUUGCCUGACACAGCUGACAACUCUCCACCAUCAGCUUCUUCUGUUGGGCCUCCCAUUCUGUUGUGCAGGCCCCCGAAUUGGUAUCAGGACUUUUACAUUAGGACGGAUCGGAAAGGAUAUCUGCAGAUGUAUCCUGAUCUGGGCGGGCCAUUUGGAAGCUUGCAGGAAGCUGAAGCUGCUGUCAAUCGUCAUCUUGACAAACGGCGGCUCCCAGAAAUAUGCCAGAAGCCAUCCGAAGGUCCUCGUGCAGAGUGGCUUAUUAAACAAUGUCUUUACUAUCCCGAUGGCAUGCCAAAGAGAGGCCCCAAUGCACCACGCAAGAAUUCCAAGCAUCACAUGCGUCCCUUGGUUAAAGCUGUAGUGGACCAGUAUAAUGAUUAUAACAAUCUUUACAAGGAUCUUGCACAUGAACUCGAAGAUCUUGUGAGCUUUGACUGGAUGUAUGAGAAUAAUAAGACUUAUUAUCAUUUUAACUUCACAACAAAGGCGAACAAAGCUGAUGAUGUCAAUCUAUUCUUUGCUGAAGUGAUGUGCAUAAAAAAUGGUUAUGCGGUCACCUGUUGUUGCAUGAUCAAACCUAAAGAUGAUGGUUGUUGCUAUGGUUGCACCAAUCCUAAGCAGAAUGUUAUACACCCAAAUAAUAGUUGUGCAUACAUUGGGGGGCAUGUGAAUGGAAAUGUGCCAUUUGGAGGUGAUGAUUACUCUAGCGAUGAGGAUGAUGAAGCUUUUGUGGCCAGACUAAGGUUUUUUUUUAAGGGGCAGUGAAGAGGCGUUGGCGGAGAAUUAAGAGCGGUGGAGCACGUUGUACUACAUCUGUUGCUGAUAUCUGCCGUGUCAAAGUUCAUUUUUUAUGGGUGCUAUUCUCAGUUUUUAUCCCUCCCCUCACCUGUGAGGGUUGUUUUUGUUUAUUUGAGUGUUAGAGUCUGGAUCGAAUUAUAUGAUAUAUAUUGUAAUGGGGAAGAUGUCUGUUCUGUUACAAUUCGGAUAAUAUUAUUAUAUUAUUAAACAAUGUCAUACUAUGCUUAUAUAGUGAUAAUACCAUGUAGCGGAAAUGUAAUUGCUUAA